Messenger RNA from Chelmon rostratus (copperband butterflyfish), 2448 nucleotides. RefSeq names its product netrin 1a (gene ntn1a). The transcript has 6 exons. The record is from RefSeq and is a predicted model, not a curated record. Lineage: Eukaryota; Metazoa; Chordata; Actinopteri; Chaetodontiformes; Chaetodontidae. Gene Ontology annotation, molecular function: protein binding. Bases 1 to 1821 code for a protein of 606 amino acids.
AUGAGAAGGGCUGUGGAUAUUGUGCUGACUGCGCUGCUCGCCGCGUCCCUGUCGUGCCGGAGCGCCCUCGGCGGCUACGGGAUGAGCCUGUUCGCGGCGCAGACCUCUCCCCCGGACCCCUGCUACGACGAGCACGGCAACCCGCGGCGCUGCAUCCCGGACUUCGUCAACUCCGCCUUCGGGAAGGAAGUGAAGGUGUCCAGCACCUGCGGCAAGACGCCCAGCCGCUACUGCGUGGUGACAUCGGCGGAGAAAGGAGACGAGAGGACCAGGAACUGUCACACCUGCGAUGCCUCGGACCCCAAGAAGUACCAUCCUCCGGCGUACCUGACGGACCUCAACAACCCACACAACCUCACCUGCUGGCAGUCUGAGAACUUCAUCCAGUACCCGCAAAAUGUCACAUUGACUCUGUCCCUCGGCAAGAAGUUUGAGGUCACUUACGUGAGCCUGCAGUUCUGCUCGCCUCGACCUGAAUCCAUGGUUAUUUACAAGUCCAUGGACUACGGUAAAACUUGGGUGCCCUUUCAGUUUUACUCGACCCAGUGCAGGAAGAUGUACAACAAGCCGAACAGGGCCGUUAUCACGAAGCAGAACGAGCAGGAGGCCGUCUGCACGGACUCUCACACCGACAUGUACCCUCUGACCGGCGGGCUCAUCGCCUUCAGCACGCUGGACGGCAGACCGUCCGCGCACGACUUCGACAACUCCCCGGUGCUGCAGGACUGGGUCACGGCCACCGACAUUAAAGUCGUCUUCAGCCGGUUGCACACUUUCGGCGACGAGAACGAGGACGACUCGGAGCUGGCCCGGGACUCGUAUUUCUACUCCGUGUCGGACCUGCAGGUCGGAGGGAGAUGCAAAUGCAACGGGCACGCGUCUCGGUGCGUAAAGGACCGGGAUGGGAGUCUGGUGUGCGAGUGCAAGCACAACACCGCCGGGCCGGAGUGCGACAGGUGCAAACCGUUCCACUACGACAGACCGUGGCAGAGAGCCACGGCCAGGGAGGCCAACGAGUGCGUCGCCUGCAACUGCAACCUUCACGCCCGGAGGUGCCGUUUCAACAUGGAGCUGUACAAGCUGUCGGGAAGGAAGAGCGGAGGGGUCUGCCUCAACUGUCGCCAUAACACAGCCGGACGCCACUGCCACUACUGCCAGGAGGGCUACUACAGAGACCUGUCCAAACCCAUCUCGCACAGGAAAGCCUGCAAAGCAUGUGAUUGCCAUCCCGUGGGUGCCGCUGGCAAAACCUGUAACCAAACCACAGGACAAUGUCCCUGUAAAGACGGCGUGACUGGUAUCACGUGCAACCGCUGUGCUAAAGGCUACCAGCAGAGCCGCUCGCCCAUUGCCCCCUGCAUAAAGAUUCCAGUUGUACCUCCUACAACCCCAUCCAGCAGCACGGAGGAGCCAUCAGACUGCGAUUCUUAUUGCAAGGCGUCUAAAGGCAAACUGAAGAUCAACAUGAAGAAGUACUGCAAGAAAGAUUACGCUGUCCAGGUGCACAUCCUGAAGGCGGACAAGGCGGGGGAGUGGUGGAAGUUCACCGUCAACAUCAUCUCCGUCUACAAGCAGGGCGAGAGCCGCAUCCGCCGCGGGGACCAGUUCCUGUGGGUCCGCGCCAAAGACGUGGCCUGCAAGUGUCCCAAGAUCAAGCCCGGGAAGAAGUACCUGCUGCUGGGGAAUGACGAGGACUCCCCCGGGCAGAGCGGAGUGGUGGCGGACAAAGGCAGCCUGGUUAUCCAGUGGAGGGACACGUGGGCGCGCAGGCUCAGGAAGUUCCAGCAGCGCGAGAAGAAAGGCAAGUGCAAGAAGCCAUAGGUGGAAAAAGAUGGAGAGGAUGCCGGAGGCGGGAGGAGAAUUCAAGAGAAAAGCUGAGCGGGUCAUGUAAAAAAAAUAAAAAAAUAAAUAAGAUUAAAAAAAACAAACAAACGAACAAACGAGAGGCAAACAGAGGACCACGGACAGACAAGAGACUGUUUAUGUCGCUGCUUUUUUGUGUAGAAGCAUGAAGAGAAUUAUUUAGGAUGAUUUGUUUUUCUAGUGAACUUUUGUUGAAGGAGCUCACCUUGCAGAUUUGGUUUUAUCGUUUGUUUUACUUCGAGGUUUUGUCUCUCUUGUGGAUUUGCCGAAUUUGCACCUAUUACCAGCAUAUAAAGUUAUUUGUGUUCGUUUUCUUUAUCUCAAUAUGAAAUCAUUAUAUUUUAUGUUUGAAUUUUAUGGACAGUUUCUGCGGGUGCAAAAAUGACACAGAAAAAGCCACUUAAUUACCACUGCAAUUUUGCCUCUGCAUGGUUUUCUUGUUGUAUUCUUAGCCGAGACGCAAGCUUGUCUUCACUGAUCUGAUUGAGGCAGUUCUGUUUCCUAUGUUAAGAAUUGUGCCAUAUACACUUUUGUUUGUAAGCCACAGAAAUGCUGAGUAUUUAGCUGUCACUGAGCUACCAUUCA